This is a messenger RNA of Cucurbitaria berberidis CBS 394.84, 2784 nucleotides long. RefSeq lists its product as uncharacterized. The record is from RefSeq and is a predicted model, not a curated record. The transcript has 5 exons. Gene Ontology annotation, biological process: regulation of DNA-templated transcription. The coding region runs from base 1 to 2784 and encodes 927 amino acids. Gene Ontology annotation, molecular function: DNA binding; DNA-binding transcription factor activity. NCBI's taxonomy places the organism in Eukaryota, Fungi, Ascomycota, Dothideomycetes, Pleosporales, Cucurbitariaceae.
AUGGCCAAUGACGCACAAAGCAAGACUACUGAAGGCGUCCCGGGCGUAUGCAUUGUGGCUGCGGUGUUUGCCUCAGAUGGCGCAAGCAGGCAUGCUCCAGCCAGAUGGAGACGGCAGUACUUGGGACCUUACACCAGGUACCUCCUCACGAUAAUGCGAGCGGUCACAGAAGUACAGGAAUGGCUGUCUAGCAGCCGAAAUGGACCAGGAAGCACGCUGGGGGGGGCAGAUAGCGGUGACAUGACUCGUGGCCGCCAAAGGGAGCGAAAAGUUGGACACAUGAUGACACCAUGGGUGAAGAGGAAAGGCCAAGGCGAGGAGGGCUUUUUACCUUGCUCUCGACGCGAAGGAGGAGGCUUGCGUGCGGCGGAAGUUGGGCGGAUCAGCGAUUCAUUCCGGUGGACUUUUGCUGUCCAAGGGCCGGGCCGCGCAGAGCUAGAGCCAGUCAUGGUCAUGCUGUACAGGCUCCAUAUCGAUAGCACCUACAGUGGCUAUGAGCUAGCAGCGGCACGGGAACACCGCCCGAGAGGAGGGCAGCAGCAGCAGCUGGUGUCGCACCAAAGGCCUCUCGCAGCGAGCGACAGGCCCCGCGACUCCACAUGUCCAGCGCGCGCCAUCCGUGACAGCGGGCGGGCGACAAACGACAGAGAGAGCAUCACUCAGGCAGACGGCUGCGAUCCAGCGAGAUCCACCUCUGGCACGCGUGAGGGAACAAGGGCAAACACUGGAAAUCGUUGGGGAGAUCCUACCAUCGAGAUUACCGAAAAGAGCAAUCCACACCGCCAGUCCCGCGGCUACACCGGUACUUUGCUACAAGAGCCCGCCAUGGACUUUACUUCCUCCACCAACGCAAACCACAUGGAUUUUCACAGGCCAUCAUCCACACUCAGCUCAAUCGACCGGAAACCCUCCGUCUUCUCCUUCGACGACAACGCCACCCUAGACUCCAACAUCUUGGACACGCCUGUCCUCAUGUCGCCCACUUCCAGCACCCAGGGUAUCUUCUCCCCGGAGACAUCCAUCUGGGAGGACUUCUCUACCGGCCAGUUCGUCGACAGGACAGCCACCAGCUCCGUUGUCAACACAAACGGCAACAAUCCCUUCUUCACCGAACAGAGCAACAACCCCUUCGCUCGCCUCCCUCCAAACCAAGCUGCAACUUACGGCCAACAGUCAUGGCCCGUUGCCGACAUCUCGGGAUCCAGGACGCCAACAGCUCCCAAGGCCCUCAACCCCUUUGGUCCUGGCGACUUUGGAGCUGCAUCCUUUGUAGACCAGCAGCAACAGCAGCAGCAGCAGAUGCCGUACCACGGACUCCCCAACGUUAGGCCGAGUGCCGUCUUCCCGCAGUCUGCUCCUGAGCCGCCCAUGUCGCCGCACAACCACUCCGACUGGAUGGCCUUCAACCAACAGGAGAUGGACUCAAGACCCGGACCCAAGCGUAUGAGGCCCAACACCCCACCUCGCUCCUUCUCCCCUCGUCGUGACGGCGGCAUCAGGAAAAAGAACGCCCGUUUCGACAUCCCCGCCGAGCGCAACCUGUUCAACAUCGACAAUCUCAUCCAGAGCUGCACCAAUGAAGACGACCUCAAGGAACUCAAGCAACAGAAACGACUCCUUCGCAACAGACAGGCCGCACUUGACUCCCGGCAACGUAAGAAGAAGCACACGGAAGAGCUGGAAGAAGAGAAGAAGGUAUGGAUCGAGAAGAUGUGCGGCAUGCAGGACGAGUUCGCUACUAUGCGAGUUGAAUAUGAUGCUCUCCUCGCCGAGAAGGAGAAUUGGCAUCGCGAGUCCAUGGAUAUGCACCACAUGAUCGGUCAGCUCCAGUUCGACAAGGAGGAGCUCGUCCGCACGCAUACUCUGGAGACUGGCGAGCUUCGCAAGAAGGUCUCUGUUCUCACUGAGCGACUCGAAGCUGCCACUGGCCACGGUAUGGCCGUUGCACCCAGCACUACCUUCACCGACUUUGCUUCUGAGAUGGACAACCUCAACAUGGGCAACAGCGACUGGGACAACUACAUCUUCGUCAACGACUUUGCAUCUGAUGAGCAGACCCCACAGCAGACUCAGGAUCAGCCUCUCGCUCUCGUCUCACGCUCAAAGGACGAGGACAAGCCAGUCGCUUCUGGUCUUCUGCUCAUGCUUCUGCUGUGCGGUGCUUUCGUCGCAAGCAAAUCUGGCAACGCUGCCCCGCCCAUUCCUCGAAUGCCCGAUGAAGUCCGUGCUGCCUCGGCUACUGUGCUCGACAGCAUCUUCAAAGAUGCUGGUGUCUCGACGACGCUAAGUGAGCAAGGCCUCAUGGCAAACCGCGUUUCCGGUCUCGAACCUGCACCCUCCGGUGUCGCUUGGCCCAAGACAACCAUGUCUGGCUCUGAACUCGCUGGCAUCUCUGGCUCCCAUCUCGCUCAACUGCACUCUCAACUCACGGGGCCGACAAAGGAGCAAGAACAUGAGCAGUUGUUUUCCAUCACGCCUGCGCAAUACAACAGUAUGACUUCUCUGGACUUCACUCGCCAACGGUAUAGCAUUGCUAGCGACGACAUGUCCGACCCCUUGUCUCCUGGUUCUCAACCUUCGCACCGACGCAACCUUGCCGAAUCCCUCGCUGCCAUGCGCGAGCAAAACAAGGGUGACUCUGCUGCCGAAAUCUACACGCGAAGUCUUCUCUGGGACAAGAUCGCGCCUGAAGUUGUCCAGGAAUUCAAGCGCAUCGUCGAAGAAUCUGCUGCCAUGUCACGACCAGGCACAUCCGACGGUACCAAAAUCGAGAACGUUGGGUGA